Messenger RNA from Cinara cedri, 611 nucleotides. Lineage: Eukaryota; Metazoa; Arthropoda; Insecta; Hemiptera; Aphididae. The record is from the annotation of a GenBank genome assembly.
AUGUUGGGCUACGUCAUUGCGGGGUCUUUAACUCAAUAUAUUUCUGCCGGACCGGCCGCCGACCAGCGGACUCCGGUAACGGCGGUAACAACUUUCGGUGCAAGUGAUUGUCGCGCUGACACCGGCGCCGAUCGCACACCGACCGUAGCUUUGAAAGAAAAGAAACGCGUACACAUUUUUCGCCUAAUAUAGCCACCUACCGCGGACCCAUUCCCGAUAACACGCAACCCGAUAUCAUCACCGGAAACCCGCCAAUUAAAAUUUUAAAACGCGAACCCUGCAAACCCACCGGAAUCACAACCUCCCGCGGACCCUCAUCUUCCGUUACCGUCGACAGUAACAUAAAUCCCAACAAUGGGUGGACACCCGUUUUGAGCCCCAACCUUUCCCUUAUCGACACGUCCUGUAGUGUAUUCAGUGACUACCCAUUGCGCCCGUUACGUCCGGUCGCGGCCGAUUCGCCGGAAACACGGGUGCCCCGAUUUUGCCCGUUCGCGUUCGUCGGAAUCGACUACACCGGGCCCAUCAAGAUGCGAAAGUUACAAAAGCCGCGGGGACAUACAAAACUGUCGCCGCGUUUGUGUGCCAGGGCGUCAAGACGGUCCAUUUGA